AUGGACUAGACAUCCAAUCCAAUGGCACAAAGAGGGAGCUGGUUGUCCAGUCAGCUGAAUUUGACCACUCAGGGGUGUACAGCUGCAAGACAAGGGAUGAUGCUGUCCACUUCAAUGUGGAUGUUAAAGCCCCACCAGCAAGGUUCUCAGCUGUUCCCGAAGUUAUGCAGAGAAAAUGCAUUGAAGCAGGCUGCCCCAUUGUUCUACAGUGCGAGGUAUCAGACUCAACUGCACAAGUCUACUGGUACAAAGAUGGGGAUCAGCUCCUUGUAGAAACUGGGACAGACUUCCAAUCAGAUGGCUGGAUGAGAACACUGAGUAUUCAGUCAGCACACCUGUCUCAUGCCGGUGUGUACAGCUGCAUGACAAAGGAUGAUGUCAUCAAGUUUCAUGUGGACAUCAGAGGUGAUUUUGCCUUCUUUAUUUCUGACUUACAAAUUAAUUGUAACUUCUUGCAUUUAUGCCACUAACAGUCACUGCUUCCUAUGUUGCUCUUUUGUGUUCUUCCAAAAUGUUUCAAAGAUUUGUUCUCUUUCAAUAUUUACUGGCUUAGUUUCACAAAUUUGGUUUACCUUUUCAGACACAAUGUUCUUUUAUAUUCAGUUGUUAAAUGUUAUCUUAAUGAAAUAGGUAUUUUAAUCAGGAAAAGUUCUUGUAAUUCUUCAUGAUUCUGAUAUGAAUCAUCAUCUAUAGCUGAACCAGUGAGGUUCUCAGCUGUACCAGAAGCUGAGAAGAAUAUAAGCACUGAAGCUGGUGGCCCCUUUGAACUCCGCUGUAUGGUCUCAGACCCUGCAGUCCAGGUCUGCUGGUUCCACAAUGAUAUACAGCAGCAGCCAGGGAAUGGUUUGGAUAUUCAGUCUGAGGGAGCUAUAAGAACACUGGUAGUCAAGUCAGCUGAGCCCAGUCAUUCCGGAUUAUACCGCUGUGAAACCUCUGAUGAUUCUGUCCAGUUCACUGUGGAUAUCAAAGACCCACCAGUGAUGUUCUCAGACUUACCAGAGACUGUGAAGAAGCAGGUGGUUGAAGCAGACUACUCCACUGAUUUACACGGUGAGCUCUCAGACCCAAAUGCCAAGGUGUGUUGUUACAAGGAUGGUGUAGAGCUCGUCUCAAAAAGUCAGCCUCAAAUCAAAAUGGAGUGUACCAGGAGGACAGUAGCUGUCAAGACAGCACAGCCCUCUAACUCUGGAUGGUACGACUGUGUGAGAACAGGUGAUGUCAUCCCGUUUAAUGUUCAAGACCAAGGUGAUUUUCAAAUAUUUGCUUCUAAUCUACUUAAAUGUUUUUGUGUGGCAACUAACAAUGUUGUGCUCUGUGUAGCUUUUUUGAAUUCUCUUUAAAUGUAUUCUGACAAUGUUACUAGUACAUGUCCUUGGCUUCAAUAGCCAU
Myxocyprinus asiaticus (Chinese sucker) is the source of this 1389-nucleotide messenger RNA. RefSeq names its product obscurin-like protein 1. Lineage: Eukaryota; Metazoa; Chordata; Actinopteri; Cypriniformes; Catostomidae. The record is from RefSeq and is a predicted model, not a curated record. The coding region runs from base 777 to 1340 and encodes 187 amino acids. The transcript has 3 exons.